AACAACAAAAAUACAUAGUUAUUUUCUUCUAAAAGUGGGUAAAAUAUAUUAUGGAAACAAUGGUUCCAAGAACCAACAAAAUAUUGUUCUAUUCUUUGCUUUUCUUCACAAGUGCAUUCAUUGCAACAUGUCAUGAAGUUGAUGAUGAAAGUGAAUUUAGUUAUGACAACAAAAGUGAGAAUGGACCAACACAUUGGGGUGAAAUUCAUCCAGAAUGGAAAAUAUGUAAUACUGGAAAAUUGCAAUCUCCAAUUGAUCUUUUAAAUGAAAGAGUUGAAAUUGUUUCUAAUUUGGGAAGACUUCAUAAAAGCUAUAAAUCAUCAUCCUAUGCUACUCUUUUGAAUAGAGGACAUGAUAUGAUGUUAAGAUGGGAAGGUGGAGCUGGACAUAUUAAAACAAAUGGAACAAAAUAUCAACUCAAUCAAGCUCAUUGGCAUUCACCUUCCGAACAUACUAUCAAUGGAAGAAGAUUUGAUUUGGAGAUUCAUUUGGUACAUGAAAGUGAAGAUGGGAAAACUGCAGUUGUUGGAAUAAUGUAUAAGAUUGGAAGAGCUGAUAACUUUUUGUCUAUGAUUGAGAGUGAUUUAAAAGCUCUAGCACAUGUCAAAGAUGUGGAGAAAAAGAUUGGAAUAAUUGAUCCAAAAAAAGUGAAAUUUGGUAGCAGAAAAUAUUAUAGAUAUAUUGGCUCAUUGACUGUUCCUCCUUGCACUCAAGAUGUUAUUUGGACUAUUGUGAGAAAGGUGAGGACUAUUACAAGAGAACAAAUGAAGCUGAUUCGCGAGGCGGUUCAUGAUGAUUCUGAAACAAAUUCAAGACCAGUUCAAGCAACAAACAAACGAACGAUCCAGCUCUAUAGACCAAAUGAUCCUAAAGAAUAAUUGAAAUUAUUCUGCGAUAUAAUUUUGAAAAUAAAAUAUAAAUUUAUAUAAUUCUAGUUAUAAUUAUAAUGACGACUUUGGUUAUAGUACAAAAAACGAGCUCAAUAUAUGAGCUAGAAAUGGCCUUUAUUUAUUUUUUCAUAACAUGAUUGGAAUUAUUUCCAUUUUAUAGUAUAUUUCUUUUGAUGUAUUAUAUAUUGAUCAUUAAAAUAUUAAAUUUAUUUUUAUCAAAAUAAUUGAAGGCAUUUAGUUCUUUGUA
Messenger RNA from Capsicum annuum, 1137 nucleotides. Its product is annotated as alpha carbonic anhydrase 7. Lineage: Eukaryota; Viridiplantae; Streptophyta; Magnoliopsida; Solanales; Solanaceae. Bases 51 to 878 code for a protein of 275 amino acids. Gene Ontology annotation, molecular function: zinc ion binding; carbonate dehydratase activity. The transcript has 7 exons. The record is from RefSeq and is a predicted model, not a curated record.